Molecule: messenger RNA, 1157 nt
Organism: Rhizophagus irregularis DAOM 181602=DAOM 197198
Lineage: Eukaryota; Fungi; Glomeromycota; Glomeromycetes; Glomerales; Glomeraceae
Source: RefSeq, a predicted model, not a curated record
UAUCAGUCGAGUUUGCUCUCGACUUUUUAUUGGAAUAUUUUGUGUAACCUUAAGGAAUUCUGUACAUGCACCCGAACAGGAUAACUUUAGUCAUUGACCUUUUUCUUCUCUUUCUAUGGACUCAUUGUAUAGACGUCGUAUUCCAACAGGGCACGUGUCAUUUGACGAGUUAUAUGUGAAGUUUUUCGGCGAUAUUCCCGAAGAACAAAAUUCGCGGGUAUCCCAAAGUGAAUCAUUUGAGUCCCUGUACCAAAAGUAUCAUGAAAAUGCGAAAGAUGUAAGUUGUCAACGCAUGUUUGAUGACUUGUAUUUAAAAUAUGUAGAUAAAUUACGAGUUUUUAGCGGAGGCGGCGAUUCAAAUGAUUUUGUUUAUACUCUCAUUGAUGAUUCUUCAAAUGAUUCUAUUUCUUCAGUAUCAGAUAAAUCAACACACGAAUUAACUUCACAAAAAUAUUCAAACGUUACACCUUACCAAAAAACACAAAUAUCACAAAAAGGAAAUAGUUAUAUGUCUAAAAUAAAUUCAAUACAAAAAGUUGAUGACUUUUUAAGACUUCUCCCUAUUACGAAUCCACCUCAGAAUGAAGUUUCAAUUUCAUGUUCUUCAGAAGUCAAACAAAAUUUUAAUUCUUCCUCCUUUUCACCAAAAAGUCCAAUUAUUCAAACUCCCGAAAAAAUACGGACUAGAAGUUCAACGCGUCUUGACUCAAGCUCGUCAUCAAAAAUACCUCUAAUCAUUAGAAAUACUGGUUCAUCUAGAAUUUUACGUAACCAUCGAUCAAAGUCUUCUGGUAACAAUAUUGAUGAUUUACCAGCUCUGAUUACACCAGCAAAUAAAUUUGGAAAUAAACUUAUUGACUCUUUAAAACAUAAAGAUAAUAACAGCAAAAAGAGUAAUGUUAAAGAAACAAACGGUAUAAAAAAAUUCUCAUUAAUUAAUAAUUUUGAUGAUGAGGAUGAUCAUUCAAAGAAGAAGGUAAAGCUAAAUCGUUCGAAAAAAAACUUAGUAUAGGUUGUAGUGAAUUUACCGUUAAAUUCAAUAAAAUAAUACUCUGCGGAAACUUUAUCAGGAAAUUUGACACAUUUAUUUCUUUAUGUAAUAAAAAUUAUUUUACUCAUAAUUUAACAAUUUGAUUUUAAAUAUUUUUUUUUUAUUU